AAAGGAUUUAACCAUGUCGGACGACGAGAAGCUCCACAGCGGCUACCACGGCUGGAUGAAGACGAUCCCAAAGACGUCGCAGGACUUCACUCCUUUGCGGAUCGACAAUGAAGCGGCGGUGUCGGCUCCCGUUAGUCGGAGCGACUCCAGCUCAGUUUGGAACAGUGCAGGCACUUGGGAGGAGCGUGACAAGUCCGAGUGGGCUCGUGAGCGGCUCAAACACCACAUCCUGGAGUCUUUCAGCUUUGAGGAUGAAGCACAGGGAUUAUCAAUUAAGGCCACGACCUUCGUACGCUGCGACGGAGAGGCCAAGGUUGUCUUCAGUCGCGGCAAGAAGCGCUGUGGCUACGAGCUGUCCGUCAAGUUUGCUUGGGAGAGUGGUGACGACAUCUCGGGUCAUGUCGAGCUGCACGACUUUGACGACACGAGCGGUGACGAGUACGAGGUGCUCGUUACAACGAACGGGAGCAGUCAGCGCGAGCUUACUGCCAAGAAGGUGGUGGCUGACAAGGAGCCGGAACUGCGCAAGCUGCUUGCUCUUUGGAAGCAGGAGCUGCUGCAGCAAUAAAUUGAUACAUGUUGUGUACACCUGUGCGUGUGCGCGUGUUUUCAAUAUGGCUAGAUUUUUUAUAAAUGUACAGUAGCGACUGCUAGU
Molecule: messenger RNA, 655 nt
Organism: Phytophthora infestans T30-4
Lineage: Eukaryota; Oomycota; Peronosporomycetes; Peronosporales; Peronosporaceae
Exons: 4
Coding region: 14-568 (184 amino acids)
Biological process (GO): protein folding; positive regulation of ATP-dependent activity
Cellular component (GO): cytosol
Molecular function (GO): ATPase activator activity; protein-folding chaperone binding
Source: RefSeq, a predicted model, not a curated record